AUGUCGUCCAAGCCGCCCGAAGCUCCUCAUCAUGUCAUUGAUCUCCCUGAUGAUGACGACGAGGUGCCACUGAAGGCGAGGAAGAAUAGAAAGGCGCCGGCUGGCAAGGCCACUCAGACUGCAUCAGUUCCUGAGGAAUCUUCAUCCAGUGAUGAAGUUGGAUCCCUUACAGAAAAUAAUUCCUUCGAAGCAUCUGAAGCUAAGCUACAGAAUUUUGACUCUUGUGAAAUUGAGGAAGAAAAUUGUUAUGUGGAUGAUGAAGAUGAAGGCUGCUAUGAUGAUGAAUAUGAGUGGCCUGAUUAUGAAUUUGACGGAAGUGACUUCAAUCAGCAGCUGGAUUAUAAAUUUGACGAUUUAGAUCUGCCUCCAGGUGUGGAGGCUAGUGUACCAUUGUUGCAGAAAGCUAUAACUGAUGAGGGGCCUGGCAAUUUUAAGUCAAUGCCAGAAAUAGAGGAUGAAAUUGGUAAGAAAUACAGGUUUUUUAAGCAGUUCGACACUGUUGAGGAUUUCUCUGAUCAUCGUUAUGCUAAAAAACCUGUUGGAAAGACAGGGAAAGAGUGGACCAAAAGAAUUCAGCAUGACUGGAAACUCCUGGAGAACGAUUUACCAGCGUCGAUAUAUGUUCGUGCCUCGGAAAAUCGAAUGGACCUUCUCAGGGCUGUGAUGAUUGGGCCUCGGGGAACACCCUACCAUGAUGGCCUCUUCUUCUUUGAUGCUCAAUUCCCCGCUAGCUAUCCCGCACGUCCUCCAGUUUUACACUAUCACUCUGGAGGACUUGAGCUUAAUCCAAAUCUGUAUGCUAGUGGAAGAGGCUGCCUUAGCCUCCUGGGCACCUGGCGUGGGGAUGACUGUGAGAAUUGGAACUCAGCUCAGUCGACCAUGCUGCAAGUGCUAAUCUCCAUUCAAGCUCCCGUAUUGAACGAAAAGCCGUACUUCAACGAGCCAGGAUUCGAAACCGAUGCCAAAUAUGCUAAUGGACAGAGGAGGUCCUUGGAGUAUAAUGAUACAACAUUCCAGAACUCGUGUAGGACGAUGUUGUACUCGCUUCGUAGGCCUCCACAGCACUUUGAAGAUCUCGCCGCCGGGCACUUCCGUGAACGUGGCCGCGCCAUUCUGGCUGCAUGCAAAUAUUACAUGAAGGGUAACGAGGUUGGGUCCAUGGUUCCUGAUGAGGAAGACGAGGGCAAGGAUCUGGAUAAUGCAAAUGCUGAAGGGACCAGCAUCUGCAAUGUGGUGAAGCCAAAGAAGCAUGCAAGGGCAGGUCGACCUACAUCCUUCAAGGCCAAAAUGGAGGUUCUGUUUGAAGAGCUCCUGAUGGAAUUCAACGUGAAGGGUGCUGACACCAGGAAGUUCUGUGCCGAGAAGUUGAAGAAGAGCCAGUCUGCUACUGCUUGA
Triticum dicoccoides is the source of this 1395-nucleotide messenger RNA. RefSeq names its product putative ubiquitin-conjugating enzyme E2 38. The transcript has 7 exons. Bases 1 to 1395 code for a protein of 464 amino acids. The record is from RefSeq and is a predicted model, not a curated record. Gene Ontology annotation, molecular function: ubiquitin conjugating enzyme activity. NCBI's taxonomy places the organism in Eukaryota, Viridiplantae, Streptophyta, Magnoliopsida, Poales, Poaceae.